AUGAAUCCGAUGAGUUCUGCAUCUGAAAUGACAGAAAAAGAACUUACCUUGAAUGGCCAACUCCAAGUCAGUCAAGAAAACGUCUUUGCCCAUCAUGAAUCUGAAGGGGUUUCAACAGAAUUGAAGUUGGGUUAUGGUUCUUGCAUCACCACAGAGAGGGAAUUAAGUGAAAACUUGGUCAGUUUCUCUCUUUCAGAGACAGCUCGCGCAAUCAAAAGAAUGAAACUUGAAGAAGGAGAAGGGCCUAACAGUGUGUCAUUGGAGUUGAAGGUUGGCUUAUUUGAUCCUUGGGUUAUCAGGAAGAGGAUCACGUUUAGUGAUAUUAACGUCGUAAAGUCCAGGCUCUUGUUACCAAAAUACUUGGUUGAGAAGCAUAUUUUGCGACAAUGGGAAGCAAGCAUUGAAAACAUUAAGAAUAAUGGGGUUCGAGUUGCUGUUUGGGAUUGUGAUACCAAGUCCGAACAUCAAUUGCUGUUCAAACAGUGGGGUAAUGGGACUUAUGUACUCAUUGAAAACUGGAAUAUGGGAUUUGUGAGGAGGAGGGGCCUGAAGGAAGCUGAUGAGAUUGGACUUUACUGGGAUCAAAGCAAUUCAAGAUUCAGUUUUACCAUUCUCAAGCAGGCUUUAAGCAAUUAG
Molecule: messenger RNA, 636 nt
Organism: Quercus robur (English oak)
Lineage: Eukaryota; Viridiplantae; Streptophyta; Magnoliopsida; Fagales; Fagaceae
Product: B3 domain-containing protein At2g33720-like
Exons: 1
Coding region: 1-636 (211 amino acids)
Molecular function (GO): DNA binding
Source: RefSeq, a predicted model, not a curated record